AUGUCCGAGGCGCGUCGCGGUAGCCCUCGCUCCAAGGCCCAAGCUCCAGCCGUACAUCCACCCCCGACACCAUCUCCAACUACGCGGGGCAUCAAGCGCAAGGCUGAAUCAAACUGGACGGCGAUUUCGAGCUCGCGUUCGAGUUCGGUCGAGAUUCUCGAUGGACCGCCCGAGCCUAAGAAGACGACCAAGACCGUGAACAGAUCGCCCUCCCUCGAGAUUCUUGACUCGCGACCACCCAAGAAGUUGAAGGGUUUCGAGCCCAACCUCCCCAGUCGUUCCAUCCCAUCUUUGAACGUGCGCGAUCGCAGAGGUUCUACGUUCUAUCGCGCAAACGAGUCGGUCCUCAGCCGCGUACUCCGAGCCGACUUCAAAUACGUCUACCAACUCGCCCUCCUAAGCUCCGAGCUCAAGGAAAUAUUCGCCGGCGCCCCUCCUAUCGACGCAGACCCCUCAUCCGCCGGCCCCGACGCCGAAGAAGCCGGCAAGAGGAAACCCAUCGAAGGUGACUGCCCCAUAUGCUUCUGCGAAUUCGACCUCAACGAGAAGGAAGCCAUCACCUGGUGUCGCGCGGCCUGCGGGCAGAAUGUGCACGCGCACUGCUUCCGCAUGUGGGCCGCCACCAAAUGUCCCGGUCAUGAAUCCGAGGCGACGUGUCCGUAUUGUCGGAGCGUGUGGGGUGUUGAGCUUGACCCCGUGGCAGUUAUGAAGAGGACAGGCCAGCUUAACGAGGAGGGAUACGUGAAUGUGGCGGAUCAGUUGGGAAUUUCGAGCGUAAGAGAUGGAGGACUUGUCAACAAUACCGUCCGCGUGAGACGGACUGGCAGCGACGGCGAUGGCACCGAGGAACCAGAGAGCCUCAUUCUAAAGUAUGCGCCGCCCUACGUCGCUGCCGCGGGACCUGAUUUUCCAUUUUCCCAGGAGCGCCAGGUAGUGGAAGCUGCAGUACUCCGCGCUUUCCGCGGCUCGAGCCCAUUAUCCGACCUGCCCGCCGAAGGAUCCAUCACUAUCCCGACGGUGGUUGACCACGACCCCGCGUCUUCUGUUCUCAUCCUCGAGGACUUAGGACCUUUGGCUACUCUGUGGGACCUGUUAACGCCUGCUGCCUGUGCACGUGUACCAGAGGCGGAGAUCGAUGAUGCCUACGGAAAAAUAGGCGAGCGCAUCGGCCGCUUCUUCGCCAAGGUCCACUCGAAGGAGACUUUCACAAUCCUCUCAAGCAACCCCAACAUUUCAAAGGUCCUUUCUCAAAACCUCACGGAAAAACUAGUGAGUGACGUCGCCGUCGCGCCCGUCAUAGACCACCUCAGAGAAUGCUCCAUCCCCGACGCCGAAAGGAUUCAUGAGAGGGUUACGCAGGCAUACCGUACUCCCACCGUCCUACCGCGCUUUUCGCUCGGAGACUUUCAUCCCGGGUCUGUCCUCGUAGAGUCGUGGGAGGACAAACCAUACGUCUCUGGGGAAACGCGCAAGUUGGCAGUUAUUGACUGGGAAUUCGCCAACCUUGGGGGUGGUGGCGUCAGCAGUGACGUUGCUCAAUUCUUGGCCGCUCUGCAUGGACCUAUGAUACAUCUGGAAGAGGACUCUCCGCUGUACAAAGCUUACAGGGCGCUGGCUACGGGCUUUACGAGGACCUAUGCCGAGGACGCGGACUACAAUAGAGAAGAGGGGGGCGUAUCCGGGGAGGACAAAUUGACGCUCUUGCGGGAGAGUUUGAUUCUUCACGGAAGGGAAAUGAUCAACCUGGCGUUCGAGAGGAAGGAGGAAUGGGGGAGUGACUCGAUGGUGACAAUCACGGCCAAAGGAGCGUGGUAUGUGAGGAAGGCGGGAGAGGAUGUGGAGGGAAUGAGGGAGGAGGAGAACUGGGCGGCACUUCGGGCAGGAGAUGAUGGGUUCAUCCUGGGCUUGUUUACAUUGAGGUAG
This is a messenger RNA of Scedosporium apiospermum, 1923 nucleotides long. RefSeq lists its product as uncharacterized. Lineage: Eukaryota; Fungi; Ascomycota; Sordariomycetes; Microascales; Microascaceae. The record is from RefSeq and is a predicted model, not a curated record. The coding region runs from base 1 to 1923 and encodes 640 amino acids. Gene Ontology annotation, molecular function: ubiquitin protein ligase activity. The transcript has 6 exons.